GGCCGCCGUCAUUAGAGGUUCAGAUGCGGGCGCUGUGCGCCGUGCGGUCGCGCUCUCUACGCCGUGAGACGGCGGCGUUCAUAUCACAGUGGAAGUCACAACGUCCGUAAUCAUCGCCGCGUCAUCCUUCCUGGCCUGAGGAUCAAGAUGAAGUUCACGGAACACUUGGCCGCACACAUCACGCCCGAGUGGCGCAAGCAGUACAUAUCGUACGAGGAAAUGAAGACUAUGCUCUAUGGGGCAGUGGAACGAGCUCCAUCUGCAGAAGUGGUGGAGCAGAGUGUGAUUACAAGGUACCUGGCAUCAUUCGAUGAAGAGUUCUUCCAGUACUGUGACAAGGAGCUGGCCAAGAUCAACACUUUCUAUUCGGAAAAACUAGCCGAGGCGACACGAAAGUUCAGCAACCUCAAGUCUGAGCUGAACAACUACAUCAGCAAGCUGGAGUCGCACCGGCUGAGUGGCAGUGGGGCUGCCGGGGGAGGAGGGGGCCGACUGGGUUUGAUGCGGGCCUUCGACCGGCAAGCGCAAGAGGUCAAGAUCCACACGCGCAAGAUUCACGACUUGAAGCUGGCCUUCAGUGAGUUCUACCUCAGCCUCAUACUCUUGCAGAACUACCAGAACCUCAACUUCACUGGCUUCCGAAAGAUCCUCAAGAAGCAUGACAAGCUCUUGGGGACAAACCUGGGUGCCCAGUGGCGCCAAAGCAACGUGGAAGCAGCACCUUUUUACACCAACAAAGACAUUGACCGUCUCAUCCAGGAGACAGAGAGCUUGGUGACCACCAUGCUUGAAGGAGGUGACCGACAGAAGGCCAUGAAGCGGUUACGAGUGCCUCCACUUGGUGAUCAGCAAUCCCCUUGGGUGACCUUCAAAGUGGGCCUCUUUUCUGGUGCCUAUAUUGUACUCAUCAUUGCAGUGAUCCUUUCAGGUGUGUUUAGCCAGACGCGGGACGACUGGCGCAUCGUGUUCCGUCUCUACCGGGGCACACUGCUUAUUAUCCUGUUCAUGUUCCUCAUCGGAGUCAAUGUUUAUGGCUGGCGAACAUCAGGUGUCAACCAUGUGCUCAUUUUUGAGCUCGAUCCUCGCAACCACCUUUCCGAACAACAUCUCAUGGAGAUGGCAGCCAUCUUUGGUGUCCUGUGGGCACUGAGCGUGCUGGCGUUCCUCUACUCGGGCCCCCUGGCCAUCCCCACGUAUGCGAACCCUCUCGCCUUGCUUCUGCUCAUGCUGGUGUUUCUGGUGAACCCGCUGCACACCAUGAGGCACCAGGCACGCUUCUGGCUGCUGCGAGUUCUGGGACGCAUCUUCGCAGCUCCUUUCUUCUACGUGGGCUUUGCAGACUUCUGGCUGGCCGACCAGCUCAACAGUCUCGUGCCGGUAUUCAUUGAUGCCCAGUACUUUGUCUGCUUCUACGCUACAGACUUCCAAUGGAUGGAGAAUAGUGAUGCAGCUCGCUGUAUGAACCGGCCGGUGAACCUUGCGCUGCGACCUGUGCUCGCAUGCCUGCCAGCGUGGUUUCGGUUUGCUCAGUGCCUGCGUCGGUACCGAGACACACGAGAGGCCUUUCCACAUUUGGCCAAUGCCACCAAGUACGCCACCACAUUCUUCGUCGUGCUCUUCUCAACACUCUUCAAUGUCUACAGGGACAGCUACCCGUCAUCGAGCAGCCACCCGUUCUUCAUCCUUUGGAUCCUGUCUGCAGUGGUCAGCUCGUGUUUCACCUACACCUGGGAUGUCAAGAUGGACUGGGGCCUGUUUGAUUCCAAUGCCGGCGAUAACCGCUUCCUGCGGGAGGAGAUCGUCUACUCUUCCCCGGGAUAUUACUACUUUGCCAUCUUGACGGACUUGGCACUCCGUUUUGGAUGGACAUUAUCGGUGUCCCUGACAGAGCUUGGUGUCAUCCAUUCAGACCUAAUGGUCACCAUCCUUGCCCCGCUUGAAGUCUUCAGGCGUUUUGUGUGGAACUUCUUCCGACUGGAAAACGAGCACCUGAACAACUGCGGCAAGUUCCGAGCGGUGCGCGACAUCUCUGUGGCGCCCAUCGAUGCUGGAAACCAGGCCCUCUUGGUACGCAUGAUGGACGAGCCGUGUGGCGUCGUCAACCGUGGGGGCCGGCGGGACCUUCGAAAACGUACCAACAAGCAUAAGAAGUCAUCGCCGGAGACUAAAAUACUCCUCGACAGUGCGGAAGGCGAUGACACUGCAGACGUCUAGUCGGCCUCAUCUGCUUGCUGCUUCACCUUGCUCGGGACAUCAUCAUCAUCGUGUGGAGAGCAAGGCCAGUCUUCUCAGGAGAGCGUCCUAAGCCUCACCACCAUUUUGUUCCAUCCACUCUGUCUUGCAUUGCUUGCAGUAGGGGAUCACCUUGCUUAUGCUUGCCACUUGUACCGCAGGCGUGGGUACACUAUUGUGUCUCUUGAAAUGGCACUGUACAGCAAAUUUCCGGGAGAAUAUUUUUAAUAGUUCCCUGAGCAGAGAGUUGCUAUAGGUUUUCUUAUUUAAUUUAACAUGAAGCAGAAAAUCCUAAACUUCUUUUACAGUACUUUGGAAAUUUCAGCGUGCAUCUGUAUCAUUCAUCAACUUGCGGUAUCCUGUAUGUAUAAGACUAGAGGUUACUGUGCUUACAAUGUGUGGCAUUAGCAAAUGUUUGAGCUAGAAUGAGGUAAGCAAGUUUGGGCGAGCAUAAAGAGUGAGCUGCUUUUGAUAAUGUCAACUUUGCUUUCUAGCAGAGUCACAUUUUUGCAACGUCCAUCAUGAAAGCGAGCGGUAAGGUGUUAAGCAAGAACUUGUUGUGAAUGGGGCAAUUUCAAAUACCAGACAUGCACCAUCGUUUGCGGAAAAAGAAUUCGGCUUGCUCAUUUGAUGACAUCAAUACAUAGAUUGCAGUGCUUAAAGCAAUAAAGUUGUAAAAUAAAAAAAGGGCCAUUUAGCCAUUUUUUCACUGCUAUCAUUACCACUGCUAUCAUUAAUUAGCUCUUGCAGCCAUUAUUUCUAGCCAGAUUGCAUCUAAUGUGACAUCGACUGAUUACAGCACAAAGCACUGCAGUCGUGGCCAGGUUCAUUGUGAUGCACACGUUUGAAGUGCCAUUGUGAUAGAAAGUUUGAACAAGCCGAGUGUGAGUGUUAAAGUAGCGAAUGUAAAGGGACGGCCAACAUGACAUUUUUUUACUCUCUAUUUUUUGUACAUUAUGAGGUCUGUGACCCAUAACACUAGAAGAAAUGCUGGCAAGCGUUAAAACACCUUAAGUCCUUUAAGGUUUUCUGCACCCAGUUUUGGUUUCACUUGCCUGUGUCAUGGUGCAAUGUCGCAGAUGGUGGUUGUGCGUGAUCAGGACAAUGCGUUAUUUUGGCACUCACUCAGGCUCACUGAAACCGCGUAGCUCCUGUGCUGCUACUUCAGUGGGGCCCAAUGUAGCAGCAUUGCAGACAGCCGAGUGAGUGUCAAAAAGCUGCGCUGCCCCAUUCCCACCUUUUGACUCACUGCACCACCACACAGCAACCUUCUAGGAAAUGGUGCGGAAAGUAGCCGUAGCAAAGCUAUUAUAAUAAAUUAAUUAGGGUGCUCUGGGGCUUCCAGUGUUUUUUUCUGUGGUUUAGAUAUCUAGGACCUUAAUUUAUUGUCACGACUACUUCAAAACUUGAAUGUGGCCAAUGUUUAACUCUGGUGUGUAUUCCGUUUUGUGAGGAGUCAGAUAAGCAGUAUUUGUCUGCUGCGUCUACAGGGCACAGGUUGGUGCAUCCCAAAGGCAUUUUCUCAGAGUCCCCCCUAAGUGACAUUUUUUUUUAUAUAUGUGCUUGAUUCACCAUACUUUUUUAAGAAAAGAGCUCCUCAUCGUUGCACAGAUAGAUAGCUGUAGCUAAGUGACAUACUAUGUAGCGCUUUUGCUUCUGCCUCUUGCGAUAUAACCCAUGAACAUGACUUGAAUAGUAGCAGCAUGCUGAGCUUCAUAUUUUGCUUGUAAUUCACUGGUUAGCAUUAUCUAGCACAGACACAAAGUCUCUGUGUUUUAACAUUUCAAGUUGUGCCUUGAAAGUGCCGUCAUCAGCACGUGCAUACGCGUACGUGUGCUUUUGCUCUUUGAUGUUUGUGAAGCAGUGUGGAGCAAAGAACAAAGCAAGGAUGGUUCAGCUUGUGCAUGUGUUUAGUGGAAACUGCUGGGAGGUGUCAGGGUGACUUCCACGGCACGCCAACCGAGCAUUGUCUGCUGCCCCAGUGGGUGGUUGGUGACAUGGAGAAGGCUAUGCUUGGUUCUUGGCUUUCUGCGACUAAAACAUAAGGCAUUGUAGGAGGCAGUAAUGAAAUACUACUACUUGACUAAGUUAUCUUAUGUAAUGAAAUGUGUCUCGGCAAAGACUACAAAAAUUGUUUAGAUGACUUUAAGUAAGCAUCCAGUCCAUUGGCAGUGCACUUAUUCCGGUUGCCAAACAUCAGAAAUUGCCUAAUAUUAGUGGCAACAUUGUCAUUUUCAUUGAGCAACCUUUUAUUUAAUAAUUUUAUGUUCUAAUAUUGAUUCUAAAGAUGUCUCGUUGCCUGAAGUAUGUUUGUUAGCUAGAAACCCUGAAGAAGGCCUACGUAGCUCCUGGAUAUCUCUUUUCAUAAAAGGUAAUUGCUUAUAUCUACCUGCAUGCUAACAUGUUGCUGAAGAUGCAGACAUCUGAUUGUCUCAUUCUCGUGUAAUUUUUAUGUUAGUCUCUGUGGAAACAGCCCAUGUAUGAAGUGCCAAGGCUGGAUUUAAGUUUGAGUAAUUCAAUACAUGUACUGUCAGUGUUUUCAAAAAUGUCACCUUGGCAUUUAGGCCAGUGCUACACUUGUGCAGUAAAUUCUGAGCACACACAUAAGAAAAAACGGGAAUGAAAUUACGAGCACCAAUAUAGGACGCUGAAACAGCAGGCUCAGAUAAAAAAUGUAUUACUAACCACUCUGGAGGGAAAAAGACUUGUAGCAGAAAGGGAAAACAAUGUGUUUCCUUCCGCAUUACUACUUGACAAUUCAUCAGUUAACUUACCUAACUGCUAGUCAUCGGUUAAGUACAAUUGGAAUGGCCGGUUACUACCAGGGUGACGUCACUUGUCAGACGUAAGGAGGCCAUUCCAUAAUGGUUAUAGAUACAUAUUGCAGGCAGGGUGCGAGACAACUAUGUUUCUGUGCAGUGCUAGUCUAGGCACGGGUCAUGCUGAACAAUGCUGAGCUCAUUUUUUUUUGCCGCAUUAGCCUAGGAAGUAAGACCGAAGCAAGAUUAAUGUGUUCCUCUUCAUCUUGCUGAACAUAGUUUUUUAUGCGGUUCAGCCAAAGCCAUUCAAGUGAACUCAAACUUAGGGGCAUUGUGUUAUCAACAUUGGGUGAAUGCAGAUGACAGAGCGCUUGGUUUUCGCAAAACCUUGCGAAAAGCAAGAACAAUAUCUGUCUGUGUCAUGGUAAUGCGAUAUGUCACGAUUGAGCAUGGUCAUGAGCAUGACACUUCAAAGUUGGCCACCAAUCUUUGUAAUUGUCACUUUUCACAAUGACCACGAGAAUGUACAGUUUGCAGCAUCCUAAUUGGUGUCGAUAGUACACGCAGAAUGCAGGUUGGCUGUGACAUGAUUAUUAUUUUUUUUUUUUUCAAAUGACUUGUUACUCACACAUUAGUUCAUUUCACUCGUACUAGCAAGUUUCUGUUGCAAAAACAUUGCUGGUGUAGUCGGUGUCAGAUACAUACACACGUUUUAGAUGUGUACUUUUGCUCAUUUCAGGAGACAGCCCUUCCUUGUGCUCCUAUGUUUCUCAUCCGAGGUUCACUGAUGAGUAUGACUCGUUACGUUGUCAUUCCACAAUCAUUAAGCUCUUAUUAGAGUUGGGCAUUAUUUGCCAUGCAUUUCGGCAGUUUCUGCCAAAAGUGCAUUUUACGUAGCAUUUCUUACUUUUGUCUGUUCCACGUAUGCCUUUAGUCAUGUAUGAUAUAAUGCAACAACUGUGUUUCCAGUUGUAAACUGUGACCUUGUAAUGUUUAUUUUGUGCACACUGUACUCACAUUAACAGCUUCUGUCAUGUGCACUCGACUCGUUGCAACUGUGAGACUUGAUAGUUUGUGCUUGUUUGCUUUGUUAGUAUCCUUUGCCAUAUAUUUAUGUAGCACUUAUUUAAACAGGGUUUUAGAUGCUUACAUCGAAUUUUCAGUCAGUAUUGUAUUGGAAGUACACGGGCUUUAAAUUUUUUUCUAGGAGCAUUUUCAUUUGUCAUACCGGUGUGCUCAUAUAUAUUUACAAACUUCGAUAUUUUUAAAUAGAACUUUUUAAAAUAAUUUUGCUAUGUUUUCCUUCGAAGGCUUUUGAGUUUACGUAGAUUUAGUACUUACAUUGAUCUCUCCAUUCGUGAAUGUUUUAGCGUAACAAAAGUGUCAUUUGAUAUGUGAAAUACCUGUGGAUUCAGGUUUGAAUUAUACCGGUGAUAUGCGAGAUCACAGCACUUGGUGUCCUUUUUUUGCCCUUUUUUAGUGCACUCUAGUUUUUAUGAGAAAGUACUAAUAGUGUUAGAAAUUAAACCUUUUUUAAAA
Molecule: messenger RNA, 6530 nt
Organism: Rhipicephalus sanguineus (brown dog tick)
Lineage: Eukaryota; Metazoa; Arthropoda; Arachnida; Ixodida; Ixodidae
Product: xenotropic and polytropic retrovirus receptor 1-like
Exons: 14
Coding region: 148-2214 (688 amino acids)
Biological process (GO): cellular response to phosphate starvation; phosphate ion transport
Cellular component (GO): cytoplasm; plasma membrane; Golgi apparatus
Molecular function (GO): inositol hexakisphosphate binding
Source: RefSeq, a predicted model, not a curated record